Monopterus albus (swamp eel) is the source of this 1889-nucleotide messenger RNA. RefSeq names its product FUS RNA binding protein (gene fus). Gene Ontology annotation, molecular function: RNA binding. Gene Ontology annotation, biological process: regulation of DNA-templated transcription. The record is from RefSeq and is a predicted model, not a curated record. The transcript has 16 exons. Lineage: Eukaryota; Metazoa; Chordata; Actinopteri; Synbranchiformes; Synbranchidae. Bases 126 to 1889 code for a protein of 587 amino acids.
UGCGGAGGAUUAUGCACACCGGACUGGUUUUGGUGCAUUAUUUCCAGUCUAUGUGAAUUAGUCAGUACGUUAACACUAACACGCUGAUUGAUUUGGUUGAAGGUGAAAAUCUUUUCCUCGUCGAAAUGGCGUCUAAUGAUUAUUCCCAGUCGUCUGCUCAGGGCUAUGGAUCAUAUGGUGGUGGUGGUGGCGGCGGCGGUGCUAAUCAGGGCUAUGGUCAGUCCUCUGGCCAGAGCUACAGCCAGCAGGGCUAUGGAGGGUACAACCAAAGCUCUGAUAGCAGUUCUGGCUCCUACAGCCAGGGGGGAUAUGGCAGCUAUGGUCAACCCCAUUCAGGAGGAUAUGGUUCUCCGCCCUCUAACCAGAGUGGUGGGGGUGGUUAUAGUCAUUCCAAUCAGUCUUAUAGCUCUGGAGGCUAUAGCAGCAGCAGUAGCAGCAGCAACCAGCCAUCCAACAUGACCUACAACCAGCAGUCAUCCUUCUCUGGUUACAGCCAGCAGCAGCCUCCUCCAUCCUCUGCAAAUUAUGAAGGUAACUCGCAGGCCCCUGGCUACAACCAGCCACCCAGUGGUGGACAGAGUGGAGGUGGUUAUGGGAGCAGUGGAGGUCAGACUGGUGGCUACGGGGGCAGUGGGUGCCACCAACAACCAUCCCAGCAUGGAGGAGGUCACUACAACCAGCCUGCAAGCUAUAACUCCCCCCCUCCACAGAGCUAUAGUCAACAAAGCCAGUACAGUCAAAGUGGAGCAGGAUAUGGAGAUGAAAGCCCACCCAUGAGUGGAGGUGGAGGGUUGGGGUACGGUGGUCCUGAUGGAGCUUAUGGUGGUCAGGAUGUUCGUGGUGGCAGGGGCCGAGGGGGUGGAUUCGGAAGUCGUGGAGGCGGUGGAUAUGAUCGUGGUUUUGAUCGAGGAGGCAGAGGUGGACUGAGAGGACGAGGAGGCAUGGGAAUGGGCGAUCGUGGAGGAUUCAAUAAGUUUGGUGGACCAAGAGACCCAGGACAUGGAGGACCCAGCUUUAUGCAAGACCAGGAUAACUCUGAUAAUAACACCAUCUUUGUACAAGGCCUGGGAGAUGACUAUACUGUUGAAUCAGUGGCUGACUUUUUUAAGCAGAUUGGCAUCAUUAAGGUCAACAAGAAAACAGGCCUGCCCAUGAUAAAUCUCUACACAGACAGAGAGACAGGGAAGCUGAAGGGUGAGGCCACAGUUUCCUUUGAUGACCCCCCUUCAGCUAAGGCUGCGAUCGACUGGUUUGAUGGUAAGGACUUCAAUGGAAAUCCUAUCAAGGUGUCAUUUGCCACCCGCAGAGCUGACUUUGGAGGCCGAGGUGGUAUGAGGGGAGGGCGGGGACGAGGGGGGCCAAUGGGUCGUGGAGGAUUUGGAGGGGGUCGAGGUGGAGGUUUCCCAGGAGGCAAUGGUGGAGGAGGAGGAGGAGGAGGAGGAGGAGGAGGACAGCAGAGAGCAGGAGACUGGAAGUGUUCAAACCUCAACUGUGGUAACUUGAAUUUCUCAUGGCGUAAUGAGUGUAAUCAGUGCAAGGCUCCUAAACCUGAAGAUGCUGGUGGGAUGCCCCCAAUGGAAAGAGUAUGUCAGGAAUACCUAGAGGCAAUUUUGUCAAAUUUGGCACGUCUGAGUGUUUACGGGCUGGUAUCGGCGGUUAUGCAGGAGAGCGCAGAGGGGGGUUUGACCGGGGUGGCUUCAGGGGCCGAGGUGGUGACCGUGGGAGCUUCAGAGGGAGCCGAGGAGGUGACCGGGGAGGAUAUGGACCUGGCAAAAUGGACACAAGGGGUGAGCGAAGGCAGGAGCGACGGGGUCAUCCCUACUAAAUCAUUCUUCAAGAACAAAGACUCACCCCUCUUCCCACCUCAAUACAAAGACCAGUGUGUGUAA